Messenger RNA from Gossypium raimondii (Peruvian cotton), 646 nucleotides. RefSeq names its product sm-like protein LSM36B. Bases 156 to 431 code for a protein of 91 amino acids. Gene Ontology annotation, biological process: maturation of SSU-rRNA; mRNA splicing, via spliceosome. Lineage: Eukaryota; Viridiplantae; Streptophyta; Magnoliopsida; Malvales; Malvaceae. The record is from RefSeq and is a predicted model, not a curated record. Gene Ontology annotation, molecular function: RNA binding. Gene Ontology annotation, cellular component: U4/U6 x U5 tri-snRNP complex; nucleolus; U6 snRNP. The transcript has 4 exons.
UUCGUAAUUUUAAACGACCCGCUAACAUAGCUAUUCUCAAAUCCCAAAAUAUAUAAGCAAAUUACACAGUACCCAUUACCUUUGUGAACGAAUUGUCGUCGAACUGUCAAGUUUUGUACGCUGGGAAAGCUUUUGGUAUAAUUACGGUAAGGAAGAUGAGUACAACAGGAGAGAAAGGGUCGGCAACUACGAAAACACCUGCAGAUUUCCUCAAAUCGAUUCGUGGUCGACCAGUUGUCGUGAAACUCAAUUCCGGUGUUGAUUAUAGAGGUAUCCUAGCUUGCCUAGAUGGAUAUAUGAACAUAGCUAUGGAACAAACAGAAGAAUAUGUCAAUGGACAAUUAAAAAACAAAUACGGCGACGCAUUUAUUCGCGGGAAUAACGUACUUUAUAUAAGCACAUCAAAGAGGACAUUAGCUGAUGGUGCAUAGUGUGUUGAAAGUGUCUUUACACUUAAAUUUCAAGGCCAAUGUGCCCUUUUCCUAUUCUAAGUUUUGUAUCUUGAUUUUUAUUACAAAUUGAAGCGACUCUUCUUUUUGCCACAAUGUCAAUUCUCUUCCAAAUGCACUAUCUGUUAAAUUCUACCAUUAAUCCUUUUAUUAUGUGUAAGUUGUGACUUUAGUUUAUAUAUAUUUUAAUUUGGUCA